Messenger RNA from Eimeria necatrix, 981 nucleotides. RefSeq lists its product as hypothetical. The transcript is spliced from 3 exons. Gene Ontology annotation, cellular component: chromatin; nucleus. The record is from RefSeq and is a predicted model, not a curated record. Lineage: Eukaryota; Apicomplexa; Conoidasida; Eucoccidiorida; Eimeriidae. The coding region runs from base 1 to 981 and encodes 326 amino acids. Gene Ontology annotation, biological process: regulation of DNA-templated transcription; chromatin remodeling.
AUGGCAGCAGCAGCCGCAGCAGCAGGAGCAGCAAGAUCGGCAGCAGCAGCAGGAUCUGCUGCUGCUGCUGCUGGUCCUGCUGCUGCUGCUCGCCGGCUCCGCCGGCGGUUCUCUCCUCGCCUGUGCAUAGCCUUGUUCUGCCUCAUCUGCAGCAGCAGCAGCAGCAGCAGCAGCAGCAGCAGCAGCAGGGUUGGCUUGGUGGGAGCAGCAGCAGCGGUUGCUGCUGCGGACUCCCCGCCGAUCCCAGUGCUAAUUGGGGAGCUGGAAGCAGCGCCCCCCGGGGGCCCCCUCGGGGGCCCCCCCCCGGGGGCCCCCGUACGCGCUGUGGGCCUCCAGCGUGGCGGAAGAGACUGCAGUACCCUCUCGCUUUGCAGAGGCCGCAAUGCCCUCUUUGAAGGGCCGCGGGACUGUUUUGGUGGGUUCUUUGCUGCUGCUGUUGUUUCUCUUUUUGACGCAGUGGCGGAGGGGGACCCCUGGGGGGCCCCUUGUUUGGCUGCUUUGCUGGGGAUGCCCUUCUUGUCAGCUCGCGCUGCUGCAGCAGAAGCAGCUGCAGCUGCUGCUGCUGCUGCAGCAGCAGCAGCAACAGCAGCAACUUGUGUUGCAGCGGCUGCGCCACAGCAACACGAGACACUAAUAGUACCUUUGCAGCAGCAGCAGCAGCAACAGCAGCAGCAGCAGCAGAAACAACAAAAGCAGCAGCAGCAACAGCAACUGCUUCUGUUGCUGCAGCAGCAGCAGCAGCAACAGCAACUGCUUCUGUUGCUGCAGCAGCAGCAGCAAGACACUCAGCCCUUACAUGGGGGUCCCUCAGGUGUACAGACACUAGGCCUCCCUCCUCGUCCCUCAUCAGCAACGGCAAGUCGUAGCUGCAGCAGCAGCAGCAGCAGCAGAAGGGACAGCAGCAGCAGCAGCAGCAGAAGGGACAGCAGCAGCAGCAGCAGCAGCAGCACAAGGGAGAGCAGCAGCAGCACAGGCAUAUGA